AUGUCAAGUUCAGAUAUUCAUUGUCAUUUUCUUUGUUUCCUGCAGGUUGUUGGCCGAGAAGGAGUGCUAGCUUCAACAGCCACACGUGAACUUCACUGUGGCAGAAGACUGGUGUCAGGCCUGUUCUCCCGGCCGCGGCUGCCGCUCGGCUACUCGUACGUGACGACGGUGCCGCGCGGGGCCUGCCGCCUCAACGUCUCCGAGAUCGUGCCCAGUGACAACUACAUCGCCUUGAAAGUGACGAAUGGUUCGUACAUCAUGAACGGGGAGUUCGCAGUCAGCGCCCCCGGGACGUACGAGGCGGCCGGGGCCCGGUUCACUUAUUCCCGCACCGCUGGCCUGGACAACGUCUUCGCCCUCGGCCCUAUACACCAUCCCAUCGACAUUAUGAUUCUCUAUACACAACCGAAUCCGAACAUAAAGUACGAGUUUCUAACAGACUCCGAGCCUGAAGAAAGCAACGACAUUCCGAUGAGCAGCCAGCCGGCCCACCACUUGCCGAGGCACCACCGGCAUCACCCCGAAACGCACAAGAAAGACCUCGACCAUUCGAAAUCGGAAUCUUCGUCGUCGAAGCAUCUAGAUUUCAGCGCGUUAGAAAGCCAAUCACAGAUCGAAAGCAACGUGAUCGGUGAUCGAAAAUUUGUAUGGAAAAUUCUGUCGUUCACGCAAUGCUCCAGGACUUGCGGUGGGGGGUUACAGAUAGGGAAGUUCAAAUGCGUGGAGGUGACUGGGAAGGAGGAUAAGGAGGUGUCUUCGGCGUAUUGUACUGGAGCUCCGCCCCCGACUCGGCGGCGUCGGUGUGGGGGCGCCCCUUGUCCCCCAAGGUGGAGGGCGGCGGCCUGGGGCGCCUGCCCUGUCUGCGGACCUGCCCAAAGGACCCGCAUCGUUGGCUGCGUUCAGGAUCACGCUAGAGGAAUCACAAAGAUAAGUGAUCAAAAGUGCCCCCUGCCAAUGCCGCCGAGCAGUGAACCGUGUGACAUUCCCAACUGCGACGGGACCCCCGUGGCCCCCGCUGAAAGCCCCCGUCUCGACACACGUCGCCAAGUGAGGCCCAAGGACCGCACCGAUGCCUUCCACGAUGGGCCAGUCAUAUCCCUGGCUACCAACUUCACGGAGAAUGACGUCACUCCAGCAAUGUCGCUGAAUUACAACUUUAACGCUGCUGGAGGCUGGUUGUACACGGAGUGGUCAGAGUGCGUUGGCUGGUGCGUCGGCGGCGGCGUGCAAUCGCGCGGCGUGCGAUGCGCGGAGCCUGGAGGAUGUAGCACGCGCGCGCCUGUCUCCACGCAAACAUGCUCGCCUAGGAAGCAGUGCGACGCGCAGUGGUUCACCAGUGAAUGGUCAGCGUGCUCCGCCCCUUGCGAUGGGCGUCAAGUGCGAGGCGUCAUCUGCAUCGGAGGGAACGGCAGGAGACUCAGGGACGGUUCCUGCAGGACCCUCAAGCCUGAGACUGAGAGGGCCUGCGGAGGGACCUGUGCUCCUUCGUGGUACUUAAGCGAUUGGAGUCAGUGCGAAGGUCCAUGCGAAGCGGGGGUACAAACUCGCACAGUAUGGUGUGCGAAGGGGGGAGAGAAGGGUGCGGGAGGGGCGGCGCGUGACGCAGAGUGCGCGGGCGUUAGACCUGCUGCUCGAAGAACCUGCGUGCCUUCCCGCUGCUCUACUAAGCCCGUCGCCAGGCCUAGGGUUGAACCCCAACCGCCUUCUGGUAAGAACCUUCUUCGUCUUUCUUCUUCUUCUAAGAAGCAGAGGUGCGCGCAUGGUAUGAUGUGCGAGGGAGAGAGAGAGAGAUGCGAAAUGCGCGGGCGUCAGGCCUGCCGCUCGAAGAACCUGCGUGCCUUCCCGCUGCUCUACGAAGCCCGUCGCCAGGCCUAG
Ostrinia furnacalis (Asian corn borer) is the source of this 1875-nucleotide messenger RNA. RefSeq names its product A disintegrin and metalloproteinase with thrombospondin motifs 9-like. The record is from RefSeq and is a predicted model, not a curated record. Gene Ontology annotation, molecular function: metalloendopeptidase activity. NCBI's taxonomy places the organism in Eukaryota, Metazoa, Arthropoda, Insecta, Lepidoptera, Crambidae. Gene Ontology annotation, cellular component: extracellular matrix. Gene Ontology annotation, biological process: proteolysis; extracellular matrix organization. The transcript is spliced from 7 exons. The coding region runs from base 1 to 1875 and encodes 624 amino acids.